Molecule: messenger RNA, 606 nt
Organism: Acytostelium subglobosum LB1
Lineage: Eukaryota; Evosea; Eumycetozoa; Acytosteliales; Acytosteliaceae
Exons: 2
Coding region: 1-606 (201 amino acids)
Source: RefSeq, a predicted model, not a curated record
AUGUUUAAGAACAAUUAUCUCUUUUGUACAAUAUUAUUACUUGGUCUAUUGACAAUUGUCAAUAGCCAGUUGUACUCCUUCACUCCAUACCAUGGAUCAACAAGUUGCAAAGGUCAACCACAUGGUGUAGGCUUUGGCGCCAUUGAGUUCCAAUGUUCUUUGAACUUCUCAAACGAUGCUUCGUUUAUGAUCUACAACAUAUAUGACACUAAUCAAUAUAACUUGUCGUAUCAUUUGCAUCCUUAUUGCAGUGAUUAUGUUCAUGACCAGGUGUUUGAUUUGGGCGCAUGUACCUACUCACCAUGGGCAUACACAGCCUACAUGUUCACCAAAGUCGAUACAUUCCAAAGAGUGAAGAUACCAUCAAAGUCCGUUGUGUUCCAAGCCACCAACAGCAACUGUCUGUCCGUACAAUCAUACUGGUACGCCACCAAUGGCACUGUGAUAUCUGAUCGCGGUGAUCCAUGGGGCACUACACAGUACUAUUGUCAAAAGGGACAACCAUUCCAACGUCGCUGCACACCCAAUGCACCAUGCCUUUCUGGUCCUAUAAUGAUGGAUGCCUGUUCGUCUGACAAUCCCUGGAGAGUGACCUGUUCGCAAUGA